Gekko japonicus is the source of this 1302-nucleotide messenger RNA. Its product is annotated as peptidyl-prolyl cis-trans isomerase FKBP4-like. NCBI's taxonomy places the organism in Eukaryota, Metazoa, Chordata, Lepidosauria, Squamata, Gekkonidae. The record is from RefSeq and is a predicted model, not a curated record. Gene Ontology annotation, molecular function: protein binding; peptidyl-prolyl cis-trans isomerase activity. The annotation marks the transcript as partial. The transcript has 10 exons.
AUGGCUGCCAGUGCUUCGCCAAUUGUCAAGAAGGAAGGUGUAGGAACAGAAUCUCCCAUGAUAGGUGAUAAAGUGACAGUCCACUAUACUGGUUGGCUUCUGGACAGCACACAGUUUGACUCAAGCCGGGACAGAAAGGACAAGUUCUCGUUUGAUUUUGGAAAAGGCGAAGUGAUCAAGGCAUGGGACAUCGCUGUGGGGACGAUGACCGUUGGGGAGCUUUGCCGGAUUACUUGCAAACCAGAAUAUGCCUAUGGCUCUGCUGGCAGCCCUCCCAAGAUACCUCCCAAUGCCACACUGAUCUUUGAGAUAGAGCUCUUUGACUUCAAGGGGAAAGAUCUAACUGAGGAUGAAGAUGGUGGAAUAAUCCAAAGAAUCCGGAAGAAGGGGGAAGGCUAUUCCAAACCAAACGAGGGAGCCUUGGUAGAGAUUGAGAUAGAAGGUCGGCAUGGAGACAGAGUAUUUGACAAGCGGGAGCUGCGAUUUGAAGUGGGAGAGGCAGAAAACUACGACCUUCCCCCUGGCCUGGACAAAGCACUGCAGAACAUGGAGAAGUUAGAAGAGUCUGUGGUAUAUCUCAAGUCCAGCUAUGGUUUUGGAAGUGCUGGAAAGGAGAAGUUUCAGGUCCCACCGGAUGCCGAGCUACAGUAUGAUAUUAAACUGAAAAGCUUUGAAAAGGCUAAGGAAUCCUGGGAGAUGAACACUAAUGAGAAGCUGGAACAAGGCUCCAUUGCAAAGGAAAAGGGCACCCACUAUUUCAAGGAGGGGAAGUACAAACGGGCAACGUUACAGUAUAAGAAGAUUGUGUUGUGGCUGGAACAUGAAUCGGGCCUCUCUGGUGCAGAAGAGGAAAAGGCCAGGAGCUUGAGGCUUGCUGCCCACCUUAAUUUGGCUAUGUGUCACCUGAAGCUGAAGGAGUAUUCCCAGGCCUUGGAGAACUGCAACAAGUUCAGUGCCACGAGAGCUUUAACCUAUCCAGGACUAAUCAUUGGGGAAGUCUUGUCUUUCUCAGGAGACGAGAACCCUGACCCUCCGGUGGAACCCUCACCACCUCAGCAAGUGGGUGAUGAUCUCCCAAAUUCUCUGUCAGAGGAUCUAAAAUUCUAUGGGGAUUUCAUCAAGCAGAUGGCCAUCACGCUGUCCCUGUUUACUGUACAACCCCCACCGACAGUAACAGACUCUGUGUUUGAUAUCGUGCAGAUGGACACUUUGACAGCAAUCGCCUUAGCGAUUACUUCGGUUUUGCUCCAGGCGGGCAAGGUUCCGUGGUCUCAUCCGGCUUCCACCCCUGUCUCUAGCCGG